AUGGCGGCACACAUCACGGACAACGGCGAUGUCUCAGAGGCAUUCGCAGUGACCAAAGGAGUGAAGCAGGACUGCGUCCCGGCCCCCAUCCUCUUCGGUCUUAUGUUAUCUGCCAUGCUGAUGGACGCCUACCGUGGCGAACGCCCAGGGAUUCGCAUCACCUACAGGACAGACGGCCGCCUCUUCAAUCAACGGCGGAUACUCUUCCAAUCGCGUUUAUCCAGAAUUACCGCCCACGAACUUCUGUUUGCCGACGACUGCGCCCUCAAAACCACCUCGGAAGAGGACAUGCAAAGGACCAUGGACCUCUUCUCCGCCGCCUGCGAGGACUUCGGUCUGAUCAUUAACACGGAGAAGACGGUGGUUGCGCACCAACCGUCACCCAGCACAGCCCAUUCCCACAAUGCGCCGCAAAUCACCAACUGCAAGUGGUGGACAUCUUUCCGUAUCUGGGCAGCACCCUCUCGCGCAGCACGAAAAUCGACGAUGAAGUAG
Messenger RNA from Spirometra erinaceieuropaei, 495 nucleotides. The record is from the annotation of a GenBank genome assembly. NCBI's taxonomy places the organism in Eukaryota, Metazoa, Platyhelminthes, Cestoda, Diphyllobothriidea, Diphyllobothriidae.